This is a messenger RNA of Boeremia exigua, 4225 nucleotides long. RefSeq names its product P-type ATPase-like protein. Gene Ontology annotation, molecular function: P-type ion transporter activity; ATP hydrolysis activity; ATPase-coupled monoatomic cation transmembrane transporter activity. The transcript has 2 exons. The record is from RefSeq and is a predicted model, not a curated record. Gene Ontology annotation, biological process: intracellular calcium ion homeostasis. Gene Ontology annotation, cellular component: membrane. Bases 60 to 4130 code for a protein of 1356 amino acids. NCBI's taxonomy places the organism in Eukaryota, Fungi, Ascomycota, Dothideomycetes, Pleosporales, Didymellaceae.
GCCUCCAGGUUUUCUCCACAGAGCAAUGUGCUGACGGCAACACCUCGAUUGCGCGUGACAUGGCAGCAAACGGGAGCCCCGAGCGGCGCCGGCGGAGCAUGGGCUUGUACCGGCGCGCGUCGAACAUGAGCGACGCGCCCAGUUUUAUGGAAGACGUCGACAUGGCGCAGGACGAGGUAGAGCUCCGCCCCGUGGCCCCCUUGCGGCACCGAACUGGCACAACUGACGCCAGAAUCCAGAUCUUCGCCGGCCCGGGCAUGAGCGAGAGCGUGCCCACGAGCGUGUCCGCCUUCUCGCACCGCCGCCGCGAGCGCGCCGACAGCAGCGCCAGCCUCACGAGCUUCGCCUACUAUGACGAGGAGCAGGACAGCGAGCCCGAGUCGGGCGAGUCGGCCAUUGCCGACUUCGACGACGACAUCGAGUACGACGGGUACACGGCCGAGGAGCUCGAGGGCCUGGACCGCGACCUGGAGGCGGGCCGCAGCUCGAGUCCCAGCCCGUCGCGCUCGUCGCGGCGCACGUCGAGCGGCACCAAGAGCCGCCGCAGCGUCGACCGCCCGCUGCUGCGCCGCCACUCGAGCGCGAGCAGCGCGGGCUCCGGCAGCUGGCGGGGCCGCCGCUCCAACCAGAAGAUCUACAUCAUGACCGAGGACCUGACCAUUGUCGUCGCCGGCUUCCGCACCUCGGCCGCCGGCUUUGCCGUCUACGCGCUGCUGUGCGUCGCCACGCUGGGCCUGGGCUGGCUGCUGUUCAGGUGGAUGCCGCGCUGGCAGACGGCGCUGACCGGCAGGGCCGCCCCGCUCAAAGACGCCGACUGGGUCAUCAUCGAGAACCAGUGGGGCGAGUUCGCCGUGCAGGACGUGCUCAAGCAGACCUACGGCCGCUCGCUCACUACCGUGUUCGGCGAUGCCGAGAAGAAGCGCCGCGGCGACUGGGACGAGGACGAGGACCCGCUGAUCAAGGAGCUGCGCUGCCUCGACUACCGCUACAUCCGCUUCAUCUACCACCCGAUCAAGGACAAGUUCGUCCUCGCAAACACCUGGAAGGACCCCGCCUGGACCGAUGUCACUGCGCUGCGCGAAGGUCUGGACAACGAGGAGCGCGACUACCGCGAGCUCGUCUUUGGCAAGAACCAGAUCGACAUCGCGGAGAAGUCUCUCGGCCAGCUGCUCGUCGACGAGGUCUUCCACCCGUUCUACGUCUUCCAGAUUGCCAGUCUGUUCCUCUGGUCUGUGGACGAAUACUACUACUACGCCGCCGCCAUCUUCCUCAUCUCUGUCAUCAGCAUCACGACCACGCUCCUCGAGACCAAGGCGACGAUGAAGCGCCUGCGGGAGGUCUCCAGGUUCGAGUGCGAGAUCCGCGUCCUGCGCAACGGCUUCUGGACGAACAUCGACUCCAGCGAGCUGGUCCCGGGAGAUGUGUACGAGGUUACCGACCCGGCGCUUGCCCAGUUCCCCUGCGACAGUCUGCUGCUCUCUGGAGACUGCAUUGUCAACGAGAGCAUGCUGACGGGCGAGUCCAUCCCCGUUUCCAAGAUCCCAGUGACCAACCAUUCGCUCGACCUCCUCGACCUCAGUGCCUCUGCCGUGCACCCCGAGAUUGCCCGACACAUGCUGUUCUCGGGCACCAAGAUCAUCCGCGCCCGUCGGCCGCACGAGGACCAUGUCGACGACGAGGCUGCGGCGCUGGCUAUGGUCGUUCGCACCGGCUUCAAUACCACCAAGGGCGCUCUGGUGCGCUCCAUGCUGUUCCCCAAGCCGUCUGGCUUCAAGUUCUACCGCGACUCUUUCCGGUACAUCUCCGUCAUGGCUUUUAUUGCCAUGAUUGGAUUUGUCGCGUCUUUUAUCAACUUCGUCCACCUGGGUCUCGCUUGGCAUCUGAUUGUCGUCCGCGCAUUGGACUUGAUUACCAUCGUAGUCCCUCCCGCGCUACCUGCGACACUCACCAUCGGUACUUCCUUUGCGCUGUCACGUCUCAAGCAGAAGAACAUUUUCUGCAUCAGCCCGCAGCGCGUCAACGUCGGCGGCAAGCUCGAUGUCGUUUGCUUCGACAAGACUGGCACGCUCACCGAAGAGGGCCUUGACGUCUUGGGCGUGCGCGUGGUUGAACGACCGCGCAACAGGUUCAGUGAGCUCCUGGCUGAUCCCUACGACAUCCUGCCUGCAUCGCACCACGACCGCGACCCGACUGUUCAGUAUGUCGCCCACAAGACCAUCCUCUACACCAUGGCGACCUGCCAUUCCCUGCGUAAGAUCGACGACGAGCUUGUUGGCGAUCCUCUCGAUGUCAAGAUGUUCGACUUCACCGGCUGGGGCUACGAAGAGGGCGAGGGCACGGGCAACAACGACGACGACCCGGAACAGAAGCUAUCACCAUCCGUCGCCCGUCCGCCUCCCGGCCGCGAGUACGACCUCGACGACGCCGAAGACGCUGCCCGCAAGCCCGUCGAGCUUGGCGUGCUGAGGCAGUUUGAGUUUGUGUCGCAGCUCCGCAGGGCCAGUGUUAUUGUGCGCCGCUUCGGCUCCAAGAGCGGCGACAUCUACGUCAAGGGCGCGCCCGAGGUCAUGAAGGAGAUCUGCCGCCCGGAAAGCUUCCCCACCGACUACGAAGAGCUGCUUGCGUUUUAUACGCACCGCGGCUUCCGCGUGAUUGCGUGCGCGACCAAGUCGAUUCCCAAGCUCAACUGGCUCAAGGUGCAGAAGAUGAAGCGCGAGGAGGCCGAAAGCAAUCUCGACUUUAUCGGCUUCAUCGUGUUCGAGAACAAGCUCAAGGACAGCACCGCGCCGGUGAUUGAAGAGCUGGAGCGCGCAAACAUCCGCAAGGUCAUGUGCACCGGCGAUAAUAUUCUGACGGCCAUCAGCGUCGCCCGCGAGUGCGGCCUCAUCAACAAGACCGCGCACUGCUUCGUGCCCCAUUUCGCGGAGGGCGACAGCCGCAAUCCUCUCUCGAAACUCACGUGGGAAUCCGUCGACGACCCCGUCUUCAAGCUCGACGAGCACAGCCUCAAACCGCUCCCGCCGCCGCCCGAAGCCGACGUCUCCCUGCCCUACGACAUAUCCAAUCUGCGCAACUACUCGCUCGCCGUCUCCGGCGACGUGUUCCGCUGGAUCGUCGACUUCGCGUCCGAGUCGGUGCUGCGCGAGAUGCUCGUCGCGGGCCAAGUCUUCGCACGCAUGUCGCCCGACGAAAAACACGAACUCGUCGAGAAACUGCAGAGCAUCGACUACUGCGUGGGCUUCUGCGGCGACGGCGCCAACGACUGCGGCGCGCUCAAGGCCGCCGACGUCGGCAUCAGCCUGUCCGAGGCCGAGGCCUCGGUUGCCGCGCCCUUCACCAGCCGCACCUUCGACAUCGCCUGCGUCCCGCACGUGAUCCGCGAGGGCCGCGCCGCGCUCGUCACGAGCUUCUCGUGCUUCAAGUACAUGUCGCUCUACUCGGCGAUCCAGUUCUGCAGCGUCAGCUUCCUGUACGCGUCCGCGUCCAACCUCGGCGACUUCCAGUUCCUGUUCAUCGACCUGGCGCUCAUCCUCCCGAUCGCCGUGUUUAUGGGCUGGAGCGGCGCCGCGCCCGUACUCGCGCGCAAACGCCCCACCGCCAACCUCGUCAGCCGCAAAGUCCUGGUCCCGCUGCUGGGCCAGAUGGCGUUGUGCAUUGCCACGCAAGCCAUUGCCUUCACCGCCGUGCGGCGCCAGCCCUGGUACCAGCCCCCCGUGCUCGACCCGGAGCACUCCAACUCCCUCAACUCCCAGAACACCGCCCUCUUCCUCGUGUCCUGCUUCCAAUACACCCUCUCCGCCGUGGUCCUCAGCGUAGGCCGUCCCUACCGCGAACCCAUGUCGCGCAACCUGCCCUUCGUGACGACCGUCUUCGUCGCGCUGGCCGCCAGCACGUACAUGCUGUUCGACCCCGCAGACGCGGUGAUGCGCGCCAUGGAGCUGACGGGCAUGGAUUCCGGGUUCAAGGUUUUCCUGCUGGGGUUAGGGUUGGGGAACUUUGGGGUUGCGUGGGUCGCAGAGGGCUUGUUGUUUCCGGGCCUGGCGAAGUGGGUGGGUGUGCUGAAGGAGAGGGUGGCGGGGAAGAGGGAGAGGAAGGCGUAUAAGGUUAUAAGGGAGAGUAUGAUGAUGUAGACGGGUGGUGUGCAGGGAUUGUGUAGUUGUAUAGCGGUAAGUUGUAUAGGUGUGUUGGAUAGGUGUGUUGUACAGGGCAGUGAAGCACGUAGACA